AGUUUUAGAGAGAGAAACUCUUCAUACAAAACAAAAACUCACCAUUUUUAAGAGAGAGAAAAUCAAAUUUUCUAGAGAGAGAAAUUCAUCUUCUCCCUUCCCUGCUUAAAAAAACCUGAAAUUUAGGGUUUUAAACGAAUCACACUGAACCCAGAAUUAGGGUUUUCAAAAUUUCCAAAAUAAAAUUAAAAAAAAAACGUUUCUUUUGAAAAAAUUGGAGUUUUCAUAUUUAAAAUUAAAUCCCUAAAUUUAUUUUAUGAGAGUUAAUUUAUAAAAAAAUUGGAAAAAAAAGUUGAUAGUUGUUGGAUGGACGAGAUCUGGGAGAGGGCGGUGGUAACGGCGUUAGACGGGCAAACGGAUAACGGAGCAACGAAAAGCUUAACCCUAGACGGAGCCGUUAAGUGUUUGCACGGCCGUUUACCAGCACCAUCAGUUUUGGAGAAGUUCCAAAAUCUUCAGCAUCUUUCUCUUGCUAGUAUUGGAGUAUCAUCGCUUGAGCAGUUUCCUAGGUUGGGUAGUUUGCAGAAACUUAUACUUUCAGAUAAUAGGAUUUCUUCGGGUUUAGAGUAUCUUGUUGAAGCGGGUCUUGAUUCGUUGCGAGACCUUGAUUUGUCGAAUAAUAGGAUUCAGUAUAUUGAGGAUCUUGCGCCUUUAGCUGGGUUGAAGCUUGUUUCUCUUGAUUUGUAUGAGUGUCCUGUUACUAGGGUUAAGGAUUAUAGGGCGAGGGUGUUUGGGUUGAUUAAGUCUUUGAAGUAUUUGGAUAAGAUGGAUGCUGAGGAGAAUGAGCGGCUCGAAAGCGAUGACGAGGAGGAGGAGGAUGAUGAUGAGGAUGAGCAGGAGGAGGAGGAUGAUCCUGGGAGUGGGGAGGUUGAUGGGGAUGGAGAUGGGGAGGAGAGGGGUUAUAGGAUGACGAAUGGGCAUAGUGGUGCCGGUGUCGGUGAUGGGAUUGUUGAUGUGGAUGAGGAUGAGGAGAGUGAUGCCGAUGAGGAGGAGGCGGAGAUGGAGGUUUCGAGGAGGAGGGAGAAUGGUGGGGGGUUGCAUAAUGGGAGGGAGAACGGGUUUAGAGUAGAGGCGGCUGGGGAGGAUGAGGAUGAGGAGGAUGACGGCGAGGAAGAGGAGGAUGUUGAGGAGAUUGAUGAGGAUGAUGGGGAGGAAGAGGAGGAUGUGGUUGAGGUUCAUGAUAUUGUAGAUAGUGAUGAUGAUGAUGGGGAUGAGGAGUUUGAUGAGGAUGACGAUGAUGAUGAUGACGAGGAGGAUGAGGUUGAGGAGGUUGAUAAUGAUGAGGUUGAGGCUGCCGAGCCUGAGAGUGUUAGUAGAUUGACUAGUACUGAUGGAGAGAUUGAUGCACAUGAACAAGGGGAGGAUGAGGAUGAUGAAGAUGAUAAUGGGGAGACCGGAGAGGAGGAGCUUGAUGUUGAAGAUGAGGGUGAAUCGGAUGAUGAUGAUGAGGGUGAGGAUGAGGAAGAAGAUGGUGAAGAGGGCUACUUGGUACAGAGGGUAAGACAGUCAACAGAGGUUGCAGAAGAUAGUGACAUGGAAGCUGUAAAUGAGGUAGAAGAUGCCGUGGAUGGUGAGGAAGUUGAAGAUGCUGUCGAUGGUGAGGAAGUUGAAGAUGCUGUCGAUGGUGAGGAAGUUGAAGAUGAUGAGGAUGAUCUAGGGGAAGGGCAGGUGAUGGCGCCAUCUUCUUCUGAAUCAAAAAGGAAGAGAGAUGAUGAUGCUGUUGUCGACAACGAUGAUGAAGAAGAUUCUGAUGAUGCAGAGAGGCGAUCCUCAAAGAAGCGUCAGUGAAGAAGAUUUUGCUGGUAGGUUCUUUCAUGGUGUGUGUCUAGUGAACAGAGAUGGAGAACCUCGAAGUGUAUAUCUCAUUGGUAGGCAGCAGUUCAGUUUUACGAGGUUUUAGACUAUUUUCCUUGGACAGAGUAUUUAGGAGGGAAAACUAUCCCCAAAUAUGAUGGGUUUCUUCUUUUUUUUUUUUUUUUUAAAUCUUGUUCAAAAAGUGGUUAGUUAUGGUUUUGGCUCCCCUCUUCUAUGAAAAUAGCCGUUAGUUUGGGUUAUUUGAAUGACAGUUAAAUGAGAUGGGUUCAUUGUCCUUGUGUUUUCCCCCCAAAAUCUUCAGUAUAUAUAAAUAUUCAAGUUAAAAAAAAGGGGGAAAUUAUAGUAGGAACUCCAACAGUCUUUGUUACUACCCGCCUUAUUGCUUGUUGAAGCAAAUUUUCAAUUGGAGAUUUA
Messenger RNA from Chenopodium quinoa (quinoa), 2229 nucleotides. Its product is annotated as acidic leucine-rich nuclear phosphoprotein 32-related protein-like. Lineage: Eukaryota; Viridiplantae; Streptophyta; Magnoliopsida; Caryophyllales; Amaranthaceae. The record is from RefSeq and is a predicted model, not a curated record. Gene Ontology annotation, molecular function: histone binding. Gene Ontology annotation, cellular component: nucleus. The transcript is spliced from 2 exons. The coding region runs from base 307 to 1788 and encodes 493 amino acids.